Theileria orientalis strain Shintoku is the source of this 1953-nucleotide messenger RNA. RefSeq lists its product as uncharacterized. Lineage: Eukaryota; Apicomplexa; Aconoidasida; Piroplasmida; Theileriidae. Bases 1 to 1953 code for a protein of 650 amino acids. The transcript has 2 exons. The record is from RefSeq and is a predicted model, not a curated record.
AUGAAUGUAUCCUCUACAAAAUCGUUUUUAAUACAUUUCAUAUUGCUUUUCAGUAGCAAUUACUAUCGCCAUUAUAAAGGAGCUUUGAGUAACUUCGCGCUAGCCCAAGAGCAAGCAGAAGCAGAACAAGAGCCACAACUAUACGUGGUGGACCUCGAUGUUAAUUACAAGUCAAGCACGCCAUAUACGGAGUACAGUUACGAUGAGCUUAACCAGGUAACGAGGUUUACGGCAAAGCCAGGGUUCCUCAUCAACGGUAUCUUCAAGGGCGACAAAUUUAUUUCUGAGGCCCAAAACUAUCAGUACUACUCUAAAGUCAUGAUAUACUACGGUAGGGACGGUGGAAGGAAGCUGACUGCACUCCUGCCUUACGAACCAGAACCUGAUGACGUGCCCAGAGCUACGCAUAUUUCUGAGUUACCACCGCCACAAUUGAUCAUGCUCAAUACCAAGCUCAGAGAAUCUACCCAACAGAUUAAAUACAGUUACGAUCAGUACUUCAACGUUGACAGAUUUACCUGUAAGCCAGGCUUUCUUAUUUACAAAGUUGUAAGGGGCGAUCGAACCAUAGCCCAGGUCACAGACGAAAAAUACUAUGACAGAGUUGUUAUACACACAGGGUCAGACGGAAAAAGGAAGCUGACUGUCCUGUAUCCCGGAGAAAAGGAACCGCCUGAGAUUCCUCAGCCUGGGUCAGAGCCACAACCAGUUCAGCUGCAACCCGUACAACUGGACGUCUUACUCAAGCAGGAAACAGAAUACUACAAGUAUAAGUAUGAUAUGUUUAACGAUCUGGAGAGAUUUACUGCAAAACCCGGAUUUGUAUUCGCCAUAGUUAUGAAGGGAGAGAAGCUGGUAACACAGGUCACAGAUCAAAGGUAUUUCGACAGAGUCCUCAUAUACAAGGACGAGAACGGUAAGAAGAGGAUGACAACCAUGUUCCCGGGCGAGGAGGAGCUUGUAUCAAUCAACCUCAGGGAAAAGCAGUCCUCCGACGAGUUCACUUACAAGUAUACAGAGGCAACGGAUCGUCACAAGUUCACCUGCAAUGAGGGUUUCCUCGUAUACAGGGUUAUGAAGGGUGACCAGUUUAUUACACAGGUUGAAGACAACAACUACUACGACAGAGUCAUCAUUGAAAGGGACCCAGCAGGUGGCAAGAUGCUCACGCUGCUGUACCCCAACGACCCAGACGUAAACGACCCUGAUGAGCCAUAUCCGGCCUACAAGAUAGCCAAGGGCCUGAUUCGAGCGGAAACAGAGAUCGGGGUGGACCUGGCAGAUGCAGCGCUCCAGCGCCUGCCGGGCGUUACCGUUACUAAACAGCCCACCAGGGACCCGGUGCACAUCGACCUCGACAUCUUCAGGGAAUGCGAUUUAUACCACGUCAAAAACAACAGCUUCCAGGGCAUUUACACGAUCACAGCUAGGCCCGGGUACGGCUUCAAGGAGGUGCGCCACGCAGCAGACACCAUCUGGAACUUUGACGAGUGCACAAAGUCAGUCGACCACCCACACAAGAUCCUGAUGAAGGAGUCGUGGGGAGAAAAGCACGUCGCCAUCAUCUUCGAUGACGACUACUUCGUCUACAGAAGGCCGGGAAAAAACCAGCCCUGGCAGGACCUGUCUGCCCGCAGGUACGACCUGAAGCGCAUCAGGUUCUACAAAGGUGACCCAAACAACCUCGACUCCCUGGUGCCCCUCGAGAGGCACGAAUACACAGUAGGCACUCGCUACAUCACCAUCGGCUACACCUUCAACCCCGGUGUCGAGUGCUCUGAGAUCAGGUACGACAAGAACGUCAUGUGGCGCUACGUGAACAAGUUCCCGAAGGCGCUCCACCUCAACCAGGACGAACUACGUCGUCCUCGAUGUCCCGCCACCUUAAACACGCAGGUGCAGCGCUCUGUCAGCGGGGCCCCUCUGGAGCCCUCCGCAAUCUCAGCAUUUUAA